Messenger RNA from Spodoptera litura, 1794 nucleotides. RefSeq names its product Vacuolar protein sorting 16B (gene Vps16B). Gene Ontology annotation, biological process: intracellular protein transport; vacuolar transport. Gene Ontology annotation, cellular component: cytoplasm. The record is from RefSeq and is a predicted model, not a curated record. NCBI's taxonomy places the organism in Eukaryota, Metazoa, Arthropoda, Insecta, Lepidoptera, Noctuidae.
CAUUCCAAAACUUGUUUGUUUACUAUUUUCGUGGUUCGUGAAAAUAUUAAUUUAAUAAUUGUUUUAACAAUGGAUGACGAUGACUAUUGGAAUACGAGUGAAACAAAGGCCAAAGCUUUCAGUUUUGAUGAUGAUGUCCUCUCAACACAAGAGAUCCUGGCCAUCGGUCAGAAGUCCUACUCCUCACCAGGACAGAGUGAGGAGAGCCUCUUCAAUAACAUCAGCAUAUCCACUGUUCAGUCAGCAGCCAUACCACUGAACAGUCUUGUUUCAUCUAAAGUUUUAGAUCUGAUUCUCCUAGCACAGUCAGGCAAAGAUCCCUCAAAGGAGACUAAAUACGAACCUGAGCAGACAGUAGCUAUGACCCUCAAGAGACUGACUCUUGGUCGCAGCUGUUCCUUACAUGUACACCGUAGUAUGAAGAGUAAGACAGAGUUACUGGACGGAGCGCUGGCUAUUGGAGACGGGAAUGCUGUUUUGACUGUGGUUCUAUUCCUAAUUCAGACGCUGAACAAGAAGCUAGUCUAUGAGCUGCUGUCUUCAAGACCUGUAGCUCUAAACCACUACAUAGCGUUUUUACAGAACGAGGGGAAAAUAUCAGAACUCACAGACUUAUUAACGAUGUUGGGACGUAGCCCUGAUGCAGCUAUGUACCAAUACCAACACACAGUGAAGACACAGGGCAACAAUGUGGACGUGUUGCUUAGAAAGUUGAGCAACUUGUUGGCCAACCAUUUCAACCAGCCCGGUGUCGACCAACACCAAGCUAAAAUGAUUGCGGACUAUAUCAAGUUGUUAGAAUGGCAGAAACACGUGAACAAGCCGGACUUGAGCUACAAGUCAGUGAUUCAGUGUCUGGCGUACAACUGCACGCACCACUGGCACGAGGGCGCCGGGAACGCCAUGUCGCCACUCACACUCUGUCAACGGCAUCAGAUAACUCCGCUACAAUACGACUGGGUUGUGUUGAACGUGCACGCCAAAUCCGGCAAAUGGGACAUCGUGGAAUCAUUAUUUACUAAAAAGGACUGGUUCGGUCGUACGACAAUAUCGUCGAACAUCCCAAUAGAGACGCUCCUGUCCCGCCUCAGUCAGUUGCAGGCCAGCAAGCAACUACUCGCCACAUGCGUCAACAAAGUCGCCAACAGUGACGACAGACUGCGACUCGCGCAUAUGUAUAAGAUCUAUGCAGUUGUAAUAGAGACCCUAGCGAAGCAGAAAGAUAGAACAGCGCUCACCAACUACAAGAUGACCUUGAACCCCCAGUCAGAAGAAUAUAUACUCGCUGAGAAUACUCUUAGAGAUAAUUCAAUAAAAUGGAAGAACUGAGGUAUCAAGUUCAAACGUUCCUGGUUCAACAUAAAAUCGUCAUGGCACUGUAUUUAAAUGUUUAUUUUUUUAAACUAAAACUAGCUUAAUGUAGGAAAAAUUUCAAGAAGAUUGGUUCAAUGGUUAAUGCGUAAAGAGACAAACAACAUUAUAUAUUAUACACCGAAACUUUUCUUAGAAAUUACACUGUAUCUAAUUAUAAAGUUGUAUAAAAACAAUAGACCGACAUGACAGAAGACCCUAUUUUUAUAAUUCGUGAUGUAAAGAUAGAGUUAGUGUUAUGAUGCAGCUAAAAUCUGUUAAAACAUACAUACCUACCUAAAUAAUCAGGCAUAUUAUGAAUCUACUACUUACUUAUUACUAGUUUUGUACAUUUAUCAUGAUAUUUUUAACUUAUGAAGACUCUUGUCUAUAUAAUUAAACUGUAUAAUUUAAUAAAACAUUAGUUGUACUCAAAAACAAAGG